Molecule: messenger RNA, 3082 nt
Organism: Rhea pennata
Lineage: Eukaryota; Metazoa; Chordata; Aves; Rheiformes; Rheidae
Exons: 12
Coding region: 83-1108 (341 amino acids)
Biological process (GO): mRNA transport; mRNA 3'-end processing by stem-loop binding and cleavage
Cellular component (GO): histone pre-mRNA 3'end processing complex; cytoplasm
Molecular function (GO): histone pre-mRNA stem-loop binding; mRNA binding
Source: RefSeq, a predicted model, not a curated record
GGCAGCCUCGCUGCUCCCGGGACGCGUGGGCCCCCAGCCGUGAGGGAGGGGCCGGUACCCCGCGGGCGGCUCCCGGGGAGAAAUGCGGCAGCAGAUGCCUAGCUCGGCUGCGAGGCGGAGUUUUGGGCCGGUGUUUCCCUCCUGGCUUCUCCGAUGGGGCUGUAGUUCUACAAUAUCAGAAUGUUCUAAGCCUCUUUCAAGCUGCUCAGACUGGGGAACUAGAAUUGAAGAAGGCAGAGCAAUGAGGACAUCAAAUAAAAAAAUGACAAAUUCCGUUUCAAAUGAUUCCCCUAAUCCAGUGGAAAGGGAAACCGAUGAGGUGGUUCUAAGGAGAAGGCAAAAACAGAUCAAUUUUGGAAAGAACACCCUCGCGUAUGACAGAUAUAUUAAAGAAGUGCCAAAGAAUCAACGAAUACCAGGAGUUCAUCCGAGAACUCCCAACAAAUUUAAGAAGUACAGCCGCAGAUCCUGGGACCAGCAGAUCCGGCUGUGGAAGAUAGCACUGCAUGCCUGGGAUCCUCCUGAAGAAGAAACCUGGGAUCUGCAGCCAGUUAGUACAGAACCUUCAAGUAGUUCCCAAGAAUGGGUCUAUAAAGAUCAGGAGGACUCUGGCUGCCCAGGAUUUGAUGAAAAGCAGAAGAGAAAUGAAUGUGAAAAUCAGUGCAAACAGACAGACUAUGCAUCAGAAAGUCCCUGUUCUCUCGAUUCUUCUCCAGUAUGGAAACGCAGAAAACGAAAUAGUACUGACUCCUCUACAGGCUCAAAGGGCAAAAACCAUUACGUGCAUCUGUAUCACGCACUGGAAGGUCUUACUGAAUCGGGACAUCAGGAGGUUUUUUCACGGUGUUCAGAGUGGGGAACCUCAGGUGAAAAUGAUGAAAUAAUGACAAUACAACAUGGUACAGAAGUAACAAGUGACCAGGUUCCAGACAGUUGUUCUUCAGGAUGGAAUGAUCAGAAACAGAAAAAAUCCAACCUUCUACAGGACAACAAAACAUGCAGAGACUCAGACUGCAGGCUUGAGAGGCUUAAACUUUGCAGCAGUUUAUUGGAAGAACAUCAGUCAGAAUACCCUGAGAGGGAUGGGGAAGUGCAAGUGUUGAAAUAAUAAGGAGAAAAAAUCUAAGUUGAAAGUCUUUCUUUGUAUGUAGAAAUAUCAAAGAAGAAAGACUUUCUCCUGUGACACAACGAUUUGAAGGAUAGGAAUAUAUUCUGGGAUCAGCUGAUCAAGCCUUGGAAGACUGGUGCAGUCUCAUAACUUCUGCCCUGAAAGAGGAAGAGAUUUGCAGUCAGCAUAUGUGUAAUCAACGUAAGGUGAAAUGUGCAGGUUUCUCCAGAGCUUUAAGGAUAGAUAGGCUUCUGCAAGCUUUGCCUCGAAUGUGAAACUUUGGAUUUCAUUAAGCCUGGGCUAAGAUGAUGGACGUUCCCUAAAGCUUUUGUGAGAAUGUUUCUGCUUUAUCCGAGUUAGCAGGUGCUAUGUGCCUCAUUGUAAAGGCUACUUGAGUUUUUGGAUUCUGCUUUUGCCAUUUGGACAUCAUGCUACGUACAGUGCACUAAUGUUAUGCUGGUGUGUUGGUCCAAUAUUGAGUCAGAGUGAAGAACGCCACCUCUUAAACCAAGGAGUUAAGUCCUUUUUCCUCUACUGGACCAGAAUUAUAUAUCCAACCUGAAGAACUACUUCAGAAGAAGAUCAUGUAUAUGAAGCUAGCAGAUCAUGUAUAUGAGUCUGCUUAAUCCUGGUGAGACAGGAGAAAAGAAAAGGUUUAUCAAAAUCAGCCCCCUCUCUUUGAGGGGAUGAGUGACUUAACUACAACACAGCUUGAAUACCUCUUGAAUACCUGGAUUUUACUUUUAUACCUGUUACUGCCUCACCCAGAGAGCCAAGCUGCUGUCAGUAGAGGAGGAUGAAUUCAGUGGCUGCUGUUGCUACAGAAAUAGAGGAAAACAGCGCUAUUUGCAGACUCGGAGCAGGUGGCUGCUCUUGGAUGAGGGGUGUCCUUGCUGAGGGCUACUGUGUUCACCUUUGUUCUAUCUGUCUAGCAUUGUACUUAGAUGCUCAAUGUGAGUGUGCUGGCUACAGCGGAGUUUAGACCAGAUUCAUGUGUUAGAAGAAACUUUUACAAUCCUUAUCGUCUUUUUUUUUUUUUUUUUUUUAAUGUAAAAUGUAGUAAAACACAAAUGUCUCUUAGCACUGGGCAUUCUCACUGCAGUAGUUUAGCUUUGCCAUUGUUGCACUUUGUCUUCUUGCAAGGCCACUGCAGAAACUGUGUCAGUGCCAGUGAUCAUAUGCAGCAGCCUUGCUGCGGAAUGAGCUGUGUACAUAAGGGCCGAAGACUGUUACGCUGUUGAAGUUGAAGCAAAUUGCUUCCCGAGAGACUAUUCCCAGUAUCUCCCAAAACAUAACUUCUACUUGUGUUACUCAGACCUUUCUCAAGUGAGCUUUGAGAACUGCUGUGCUGCUCUGGGUUUCCAGGUAUGUUGCAAGUCGUCUUACACAUGAACAACACUGUAUAAAAUACACUUGCAGGAGCAGUAGCUUGCCUUCAUCAAGGACUGCCGUAUGUGCAGAAAUUCAUGACUGCAGUUAACUACCACAAAUUUGACAGUUCCCAGGGAAGAUCAACAUUUCAGAGUAUGUAGGAGGGGAAUUUGUGCUACCGCUUUUAACGGAAAAAAAAACAGAAAAAAGGUAGCCCUAGUUACAGCUACCACUCAAUAGUAAGAAUGUCCUUUUUGCUGUGUGUGCUCUGCUUACACAAACCCAGGAGGAGGGCAAGGCCUCUAACUGAAAGUCAAGUCAGUUAAGGCAUUGUGAGGGUGAGGAGAACUGCCUGCAGGUUGUGACUCCUCUCCUAGACUUUUCCUGCCGCUCUCGGCACUUGUCCAACUCUGCCUAGGCAUGGUGUUCAGCAGUACCCUAGCGCAGUGGUGGCUCGCUUGUGUGUCGCAGACUUCAGAGCAUGGAAUGUGUUUAUACAAGAAACAGAUCUGUACAGCACCUUUUUAAAAAGUAAUAUGUAGAGCCUUGUUGUUCCAGUGUGCAUGUGUAUAUGAUGUUUGUAAAUAAAUAUUUUAAAUCUUU